GUUCGGCGAAUUUAUUCAGUGUUCUGUUGCCAUAGCCUUAAGCCAAAUGCUGAGACAUUCAGAAGGAUGAUAAGUUUGAGUGUGAAAAUGAAAGAUUUUGGUGGUGCAUAUGCGAUGCUGAAUGAUUCAAGGAAAAUGAAUGUUAAACCUGUAGCUGGCAUGUAUAAUGCUAUAAUGGCAGGAUAUUUUCGAGAGAAGAAAAUUUCCGCUGGGUUGAGGGUUCUCAAGCAAAUGGAACUUGACAGUGUAAAACCAGAUCCUCAAACUUACAGCUAUUUAAUAGGCUAUUGUGACUGUGAAGAGGAUAUUAUCAAGUAUUAUGAAGAACUGAAGUGUUCUGGGAUUACAGUAACGAAGCACAUAUUUAUGUCACUUAUUAAUGCAUAUGCAGCUUGUGGACAGUUUGAGAAAGCAAAACAGGUAGGACUGAAAUACAUCCAUCUAGCACCAUUUUCUUUUGAAGUCCCACCUGUUUUUGAGAUGGAAAAGCAAGAGGAAAUAUACCGAUCAUAUGGUAUAGAGAAAUCAUCUUGAUGAUGCAGUUUAAACCAUGAUUGAGUGUUGGAUAUGUGAUAUAUCUAUGGGAUCUGACAACUUAAAAAUUCUCUGCAUUCUCUCUUCCUCCUUUUUUAUUUCUUACAUCUUUAUGCAUUAUUUAUUAUAUUAUGUCUGUGAUGAUCUCAGAUAUACUAAUUUAUAUGGUAGGUUCUCUUGGAUGAAGGGAUACCAGUUAAA
Molecule: messenger RNA, 735 nt
Organism: Rubroshorea leprosula
Lineage: Eukaryota; Viridiplantae; Streptophyta; Magnoliopsida; Malvales; Dipterocarpaceae
Source: the annotation of a GenBank genome assembly